Lodderomyces theae is the source of this 1068-nucleotide messenger RNA. RefSeq names its product Cta26p (gene CTA26). Lineage: Eukaryota; Fungi; Ascomycota; Pichiomycetes; Serinales; Debaryomycetaceae. The record is from RefSeq and is a predicted model, not a curated record. The transcript has a single exon. The coding region runs from base 1 to 1068 and encodes 355 amino acids.
AUGUCGGCUAAUCUACAAACCAAGCUAGAGAACUCUCUCAAUGAAGUUCUAAAAACUGCAGGCUUUAUAUUCGAGGUCAUCAAUAAUAACAAGAAGCAGAGUGCUUUAAUAACAGGCCCCAAUAACCAGCUAAUACAGCCGACAAUUAUCAAACAACUAACAAACCACAUCAAUGAGUUCGAUUCAAUACUUGAUGAAACUGUUUUCAAAUUCAAUGACGCAAAAUGGUGCAUUGAUACAAUGAUAGAGAAUAAGCAGAAACAAGAGGAGAUGAAAAUAAAGGAGGAACUAGAGAGGCAGAAACGAGAGGCCGAGGCGAAGCGAUUGAAAGAAGAGAAGGAAGCUAAGAAGAAAGCAGAGGAGGAGGCUGCAGCAAAAGCAAAACUAGAAGCGGAAGCCAGGUCGAAGGCGGAAGCAGAAGCAAAAGCCCAAGCGGAGAAAGAGGCCAUCGAAGUAGAACGACAGAGACAAGAGGAGCAAGACAAGAAAGAACGCGAAGAGGCCGUUGAGAGAGAGCGGAAGGAGACAGAAGAGAGGAGUAGACAAGAGCAGCAACAGAAGUUGCAACCCCAGAACCAAACGCAAAAACAAUUUGACAACUUUGAUGACUUGAUGGAUUUCAACAUGGAUGAUCUAGGUCAAGAUAAUGACAAUGCAGCCAUCAACGACCAGAACGACUUUUUGGCAUCUAUGAAUUAUGACAACAUGAACAUGGACAUGGCCUUAGAAGAUACAAACAAAGCCGACAAUGGUGUAUUUGAUGAUUUCAAUAUCGAUGACUUAGACACAGGCAAUAAUGAGCCGAAUAAAUUGGCAAGUGCCAACAAUACCAACGAAAGCACUGCUAGCAAAAAGAACAAUCCCCACAAUAAACCCGUAGAGAAUGUGGAUGACAUGGGUUUGGAUAUGAACAAUUUACUAGGCAAUGAUGAGCUGAUACUAGAUGGAUUAAACAUGAGCUUAUUAGAAGGCGGACUCGAUGCUGGGGACGAUGCAGGUAACCCCAUCGAUUCACAGUUGGGUGACGAAUUUGAUGUUGACAAUUUUUUGAAUCAGUUUGGUAAUUAG